Carica papaya (papaya) is the source of this 3107-nucleotide messenger RNA. Its product is annotated as glycine-rich domain-containing protein 1-like. The record is from RefSeq and is a predicted model, not a curated record. Lineage: Eukaryota; Viridiplantae; Streptophyta; Magnoliopsida; Brassicales; Caricaceae.
UCCCCAUAAAUACCGGACCAGGAGCUCAAGCAAAGAACUCAAGGGAUAUUUACACCUCCACAUAAAAUAUCUUUGUGUUGAUCAACUAGAGCAUACUUCACCGGUGAAAUCUUCCGGUGACUCUUUCAACGACCUCCGGCGAUUAUUGGAACCUUGAAAAGCUACUUUGUCCUGUGAAUCGAGAAAGAUGGUGAUGGAGAUGGAACAAGAGUUUGAGUGGGUUGAAGCGCAGAAAAUUGAGAUAAGUGUGGAUCUUGUGCCUGCAGCAAAACAGCAACUUAAGUUUCUCUCAGCCGUUGAUAAGAAUCGUUGGCUCUAUGAAGGCCCUGCGCUAAAAAGGGCAAUCUAUAGGUACAAUGCUUGUUGGCUUCCCUUACUCGCCAAACAUUCCAAGUCACAGAUUUUUGAAGGGCCAUUGGUUGUUCCCCUUGACUGUGAGUGGAUUUGGCAUUGUCACAGGCUCAAUCCACUUCGGUAUAAAUCUGACUGCGAGGAGCUUUAUGGGGGAGCGCUUGACAAUUCUAAUGUUGUAUCUUCUGUCAAAGGCAGUUGUGAGAGACAGACUGAAGAGCUUUGGAAUAGAUUAUAUCCUGAAGAGCCCUAUAAUUUAGACUUGACAAGAGCACUCUCAGAGGAUAUCUCUGAAAAACUUUCCAGUGUAGAAAAAUGCUCCAAAUAUGAUCUGGUUUCAGCUGUCGAAAGGCAGAGUCCUUUUUGUUAUCAGGUUUCUAGAUUUCAUAUGAACGAUGACAUCUUUCUUGAAGAAGCUGUGGCCAGAUACAAGGGUUUUCUGUACCUAAUCAAGCGAAACAGAGAAAGGUCCAUAAAACGUUUUUGUGUUCCAACUUAUGACGUCGACCUUAUCUGGCACACACAUCAGCUGCAUCCUGCUUCUUACUGUAAGGAUUUGACCAAAAUAAUAGGCAAGGUGUUGGAACAUGAUGAUAUGGAUUCUGACAGAACUAAAGGUAAGAAGCUCGAUGUUGGGUUUUCUGGAACUACUGCACAGUGGGAAAAGACAUUUGGUAAUAGAUAUUGGAAGGCAGGGGCAAUGUAUCGCGGCAGUGUCCCAUCUCCUCUAACAACUAUUCCUUUCUCAUUCAAAAGUUUGAGCAAAGAGUCAGUUACAGCAAAUGGUUAUAAGAAAUUAAUCCAGCUUCCUGACACAAAAGUUGUGGAGGUUGUCCUGGAGAUUGUUGGAGUUAAAAACUUAACAGAUGGACAGAAAGGAAGCCUCUUCGUGCUGUUUAGCAAAGCCCAGCCUGAUAGGCUUUUUAAUGUUAAGCGGAAGCUCACUAUUUUAUCUGAGUCUGGGAAGAAGCAGGUUGCUUCAUUCCAAUGCGAACCUACAGGCGAACUUCUCUUUGAACUUAUAUCCUGUUCAACUGCCAAUUUCCCAAUAACAAGAGCAUUGAAAACACUUGGUACUGCUUCAUUCUCUUUGCAAGAGUUUCUUUAUCCAGCUUCAAAACUCUCUGUGGAAAAAUGGUUGGAGUUGACUCCCAGAUCGGGCACUCUUAAUUCAAAACCCAUCAGCCUACGAGUUGCUAUCUCAUGUACCCCUCCAGCUCAGGCGCAAUUUGUGCUUCGCAUGGUUCGCUCACGGCCUUUUUCGAAAGGUUCUUGUCUUUUCUCUCUUCCCAGAAAGUCCAAUCAUGCUAAGAGCUGGACACGUGUCAUUGAUGAAACUCAAACUGAGGUGAUCGGCCUCCAAAUGAGGGACACAACAAAAGAAAAGACAAAGGAUGACUGCACCCCUAGGAAGCAAGUCAUUGGCAUCACGGAGUCUGGUGAAACACAUAAUCUUGCAGAAUCUGUUGGGACUCAGUGGUCCUUCAUGAACUCUGAAUGGCUCCUCAAGCAUAACAAAGAAUGCCUCGCGAAUGGUCAUCUGUUUGAGCUUGUAGGCACCAGGAUGGUAAGAAUUUUCCCAGGCAGAAAGCUGGACUAUGAACCAAAACACUGUGAAAAACAAAGAUGUGAACAAGACUUUAUGACUGCAGCUGAAUUUUCUUCAGAACAUCCAUAUGGAAAAGCUGUGGCGUUGCUUGACCUGAAAUCUGGAGAUGUGCAGGUUAAGGAAGAUUGGUUGGUGUUUCCUGGUAUUCUUUGUUCUUUUAUACUCUAUCAUAUCUUGAAGAGGGAAGGCUAUAAUGGUUUCACGGCCACUACAAAAAAGGUGGAGGUAAUUGGUGAAACUGAAAAGCUUAAUGGGUUUGAAGAUGAAGGCAAGCUGACUGACCUGACUGCUGCCCCUGCAAAACCUGAAAUGAAAUUGACUGAGAAUGCAGUGACCAGCAAUGCUAACUCUGCUGGAUCCGGCGGAAGAUGUAGUGGACAAUGUGGAGUCAUGAUGAAAAAUGGAGUCUCUGGGGGUGCAGUGGUGUUUGCAGUGGAGAAUGUGCAAGCAUGGCAAACAGCAGCGGUUGUGGCAGUGGGUGUGGCAGUGGAUGUGGCGGACAAUGUGGAGUCAUUAUGAAGACUGGCGUCUCGGGGGGGUGUAGUGGUGUUUGCAGUGGAGAAUGCGCAAGCAUGGCAAACGGCAAUGGCGAUAGUGGUUGUGAUGCUGAUGGUGGGGAGAAAGUGGGAACAUGGUAAAGACCAGCGGGUUUUGGUGAUUCCAUCAAGCUGACCAACGCUGAAAAUUCUGUGGAGAGUGGUGGUUGUGGGAGUGGCUGCGGAAGUGGCUGCGGCAACAAAUUCGGAAACGAAAACAUUGGGGAUGAUCAUAACCCUUGCAUUGAUGGAUAUUCCAAGGAAACACCUGUGUACGUGAAUGAGGUAAUUGCAGCCUGAUGGCGUUUAUCAGUCUAAUUAUCUUCAGAGCAAUUUCCCAUCUCAAUAAAAAGUUUCAUCAGAUGUAUAAGAUAUGAAACUACGUGUUGUUGUUAGUGUGUGUCAGAGCAGUAGACUUCGGUUUCCUGUUUCUAUAAAUCCACAGUCACGUCUGUUCAUGAAUAAGGACUGCUGGUAUAUGUUUUCGGGAGAAAGAAAAAAAUAUAUAAAUUGUUCUCAUAAUAUUAUGUAAGGGUAUUGUGUUCUGACUUACAUGAACACAAUCAAUAUACUUAAAAUAAAAAAUGAGUGUGUGAAUUUCAGAUUUUUCA